AUGGCUACAAACAGCGGACCAGGAUUGCCUGGAAAUGACCAGAGCGCCAGCGCACCCCCCGCAGCCCCUGUCGCAGAUGGUGCCGUUCCCAAGGUGAAGACCGAGAAGGAACUGGAAAAGGAACGCAAGCGAGCCGAGAAGGUCGCCAAGUUCGAGGCCAAGAAGGCCAAGGCUGCUCAGUCCGCCGCCGCCCCUGUGAAGGAAAAGAAGGUCAAGGAAAAGAAGCCACAGGAGAUUGUCCCUGAGUACGUGGAGGAAACUCCCGCCGGCGAGAAGAAGCGAAUCCGACCAUUCGAGGACCCCAAUUUCAAGGCUUACGACCCGAUCGCCGUCGAAUCUGCUUGGUACAGUUGGUGGGAGAAGGAAGGUUUCUUCCAGCCCAAGUUCAAGGAUGAUGGCAAGGUUCAAGAUGAAGGCAGCUUCGUCAUUGUUCACCCUCCACCAAACGUUACUGGAGCUCUCCAUAUGGGUCACGCAUUGGGCGACUCUCUCCAGGAUAUCAUGAUCAGAUGGAACCGUAUGCAGGGCAAGACCACCCUGUGGCUCCCUGGAUGCGACCACGCUGGUAUUUCCACCCAAAGCGUUGUCGAGAACAUGCUGUGGAGACGCCAGCAAAAGACACGCCACGACCUUGGUCGAGAGAAGUUUAUCGAUACCGUUUGGGAGUGGAAGGGUGAGUAUCACAAGAAGAUCAACAAGGCCCUUUCUAGUAUGGGUGGCUCAUUCGACUGGAGCCGAGAAGCUUUCACCAUGGAUGAGAACCUGUCCGCAGCCGUCACAGAGACCUUUGUCAAGCUCCACGAGGAAGGCGUUAUCUACAGAGCCAAUCGUCUUGUCAACUGGUGUACAAAGCUGAACACCGCCUUGUCGAACCUCGAAGUUGUCAACAAGGAACUCACUGGCCGCACCCUCCUUGAUGUGCCAGGAUAUGAGAAGAAGGUUGAGUUCGGUGUUAUUGUUCACUUCCAGUACCCCAUUGAGGGUUCCGAUGAGAAGAUCGAGGUCGCCACUACCCGUAUCGAGACGAUGCUUGGUGACACGGGUAUUGCCGUAAACCCUAAGGAUGCGAGGUACACCCACCUUGUUGGAAAGGUAGCUCUCCACCCCUUCAUCGAGGGCCGCAAGCUCCCGAUUAUCGCCGAUGACUACGUCGAUAUGGAAUUCGGAACUGGUGCUGUGAAGCUCACCCCGGCACAUGACCCCAACGAUUUCACUCUUGGACAAAGACAUAACCUCCAGUUCAUCAACAUCCUGACUGAUGAUGGCCUGCUGAACGAGAAUGCCGGUCCUUACAAGGGUCAGAAGCGAUUCGAUGUGCGCUACACUAUUCAAGAUGCUCUGAAGGAGAAGGGUCUAUAUGUGGACAAGAAGGACAACGCGAUGAAGGUGCCACUUUGCGAAAAGUCGAAGGACAUCAUUGAGCCGCUUAUGAAGCCUCAGUGGUGGAUGAGAAUGAAGGAGCUGGCUGAGCCAGCCUUGGAGGUCGUCCGAAAUGGCGACAUCAAGAUCAGACCUGAUACUGCUGAGAGGAGCUAUUUCCGCUGGCUCGAAGACAUCAACGACUGGUGCAUCAGCAGACAGCUCUGGUGGGGACACCGAUGCCCUGUCUACUUCGCCAAGAUUGAGGGCGAGGUCGGAGAUGCCUCAGAGGAAGGUCUUUGGUUCUCUGGAAGGACACGAGAGGAAGCCGAGCAAAAGGCCAAGGCUGCUCUUCCCGGAAAGACAUUUACCCUGGAGCAGGACGAGGAUGUCCUUGACACUUGGUUCUCAUCUGGCCUUUGGCCAUUCAGCACUCUGGGCUGGCCUAAGAAGACUCACGAUCUUGAGACAUUGUAUCCCACCGCCGUCCUGGAGACUGGAUGGGAUAUUCUCUUCUUCUGGAUUGCCCGCAUGAUUAUGCUCGGACUGAAAAUGACUGGCAAGAUCCCUUUCAAGGAGGUUUACUGCCACAGUCUGGUCCGUGAUUCGGACGGUCGGAAAAUGAGCAAGAGUCUUGGAAAUGUCAUUGACCCUCUCGAUGUCAUCUCCGGAAUCAAGCUUGAGGAGCUCCAUGAUAAGCUCCUUCUCGGCAACCUUCACCCCAGUGAGGUGGCCAAGGCUACCAAGUACCAGAAGACCGCUUUCCCAGAUGGAAUCCCACAGUGCGGUGCUGAUGCCUUGCGAUUCACCAUGGCAAACGCUACCACUGGUGGAGGCGAUAUUAACCUCGACGUCAGGAUUAUCCACGCCUACCGAAAGUUCUGUAACAAGAUCUUCCAAGCUACUAAAUACGUCCUCGGUAGCUUGCCUGAGGACUUCGUCCCUGCCAAGGAUGCGUCCGCUACUGGCAAGACCCUAGCAGAGCGCUGGAUUCUGCACAAGAUGAACGCUGCUGCACGAGACGUCAACGCCGCUCUGGCCGACCGAGAAUUUUCCAAGGCCACGAUCCUUGUCUACCGCUACUGGUACACCGAGCUAUGUGAUGUAUACAUUGAGAACUCCAAGGCCAUCAUCCGUGAUGGCACUGAGGAAGAACGCCAAUCUGCUCUGCAGACUUUGUAUACUACCUUGGACGCAGCUCUCGCCCUGAUCCACCCAUUCAUGCCAUAUAUCAGUGAAGAGAUGUGGCAGCGAAUGAAGCGCAGACCAGGAGAUGAGACCAAGUCCGUCAUGCUCGCCAAAUACCCUACUUUCAACCCGGCCCUCGAUGACCCAGCAUCAGAAACAGCUUAUGAGCUCGUUUUGGAAUGCACCAAGGCCGGCCGUUCCCUGAUGGCUGAGUACGCCCUCAAGGAGAACGUUGACUUCACUAUUCAAGCGUAUGACGAGACGACACUGAAGACCGUGACCGAGCAGGUUGCAUCUAUCAAGUCUCUCGCAGGCAAGGGUGUAGGGAACAUCCACAUCCUUGGCUCUGAUGCUGCCCGACCUGCCGGUAGCGUCUCGUACCCGGUGUCUACCGUUGCCUCCGUGUUCCUAUACGUCAAGGGCCGCGUUGACAUGGACGCCGAAAUUUCCAAGGCACAGAAGAAGCUUGACAAGGCUGUGUCUAACCUGAAGAAGCAAGAGAAGAUUUUCACCGACCCAGGAUACAAGGAGAAGGUCUCCGCUGCUGUUCAGGAGACCGAUCAGGCCAAGCUGGCCGAGCUCAGACAGGAGGCCAAGACCUUCACGGAGACAAUCCAGCAGUUCGAGCAGCUCAAGUUAGAGUAG
Molecule: messenger RNA, 3192 nt
Organism: Clonostachys solani
Lineage: Eukaryota; Fungi; Ascomycota; Sordariomycetes; Hypocreales; Bionectriaceae
Source: the annotation of a GenBank genome assembly